Molecule: messenger RNA, 5989 nt
Organism: Scophthalmus maximus (turbot)
Lineage: Eukaryota; Metazoa; Chordata; Actinopteri; Pleuronectiformes; Scophthalmidae
Gene: kif7
Product: kinesin family member 7
Exons: 19
Coding region: 35-4300 (1421 amino acids)
Biological process (GO): mitotic spindle organization; microtubule-based movement
Molecular function (GO): microtubule motor activity; microtubule binding; ATP binding
Source: RefSeq, a predicted model, not a curated record
UUGUGGCUCUUUGCAAGGAUCCUUCUCAGCCGUGAUGCGUUCAGGAGGCCAAACCCAAACUACAGCCCAAACUUUCGGGCUCCUCCCUUCGACUGCUCCUCAACUUCCAGUCUCCCAAAAAAAAAAAAAAAGCCCCAGUGUUAUCCUGAAGUCAUGGAGUAACUUCUGCCUCAUUAAAGGAUCCAAAGAUGAUCAAUACAUAACAGAAGAACACAGAAGAGCUCCAACAGCAGAAAUGUCUCCCAAAGUACCUGGUGGCCAAGGCAAAGGGGAUUAUUCUGCAGUGCAAGUAGCUGUUCGAGUGCGCCCCCUGCUGCCAAAAGAGCUUCUACACUGCCAUGAAAGCUGUAUUACCGUGGACCCUGAACUGUGCCGGGUUACCCUGGGCCAUGACAGACACUUCCUAUGUGACUUCCUGUUUGAAGAAUCCUGCUGUCAGGAGGAGGUUUAUUCUGUGUCUGUCCAGCCACUCAUAGAUGCCUUCUUCCAAGGGUUCAAUGCUACAGUCUUUGCCUAUGGGCAGACAGGUUCAGGCAAGACUUACACCAUUGGAGAAGCAAAUAUUUGUUCCUUCAGAGAUGAGGUGCAGGGUAUCAUACCCAGAGCUGUUGCGGACGUCUUCAAGCUGCUGGAUGAAAAUGACCUCGCAGACUUCUCUGUCCGAGUGUCCUACCUGGAGGUCUACAAAGAGGAGUUCAAGGACUUACUGGAGGUCGAAACAGCCAGCAAGGACAUCCACAUCCGGGAGGAUAAAGGCAACAUUGUUUUGAGUGGCAUAAAAGAGUGCGAAGUCGAGGGUCUGGAUGAGUUGUUGAGUUUACUAGAGUCUGGAAACACAGCCAGGCACACCGGUGCAACCCAGAUGAAUCCAAACUCCAGCCGGUCACACACCAUUUUCACCUUGUACAUGGACCAACGUCGGGGAAUUUCACGCCUUUACGGGACUGCUACAACUUCUGGACCACAAAUGUUGUCUUCCAAGUUCCACUUUGUUGACCUGGCGGGGUCAGAGCGCAUCUUAAGGACUGGGAACACUGGAGAGAGACUAAAAGAGAGUAUCCAGAUUAACAGUGGCCUUUUGGCCCUGGGAAAUGUUAUUGGGGCGCUGGGUGACCCCAAGAGGAAGGGCUCUCACAUACCAUACAGGGAUUCUAAAAUCACAAGGAUCCUAAAAGACUCUUUGGGAGGAAAUUCAAAAACACUGAUGAUUGCCUGCAUCAGCCCAUCUUCCGCAGACUUCGAUGAGAGUCUGAACACACUAAACUAUGCCACAAGGGCCCGAAACAUUCAGAACCGGGCUACCGUCAACUGCAAGCGCGAGCCAGAUCGUGUGGAAGGGCUGGAGCAACAAAUCAAGGCCCUACGUCGAGCCCUCGAAAACCGCCAUCGUUCAGAGACCCGCAUCAUUGCUCACGCUGAUCCACACAGGAGGCCUCGUCUUGGCGAGGGAGAGAUCAGCAGACUGCAGGCCCAAAGUGCCCACUAUAGGACUUGCAUGGACACAGCUUACAGGUUGCUGCGGGAGCUGCAGAGUGAAGGGGCUCUGACUGCGGAGCAGAGUUUGAGAGUGAAGGAGUGGCUGUGCUCAGUGGAGGAGGAACAGAGCAGACUGACCACUGCCUCAGGACCAGACAGUGGUAUUGAAAACAGCUCCACUGAGGACAGUGUUGCACUGAGGAGGGGGAGGCCCACUGUAAGAAACCAGGAUCAAGAGGCUGCAGAGGAGGGGUGGAGCCAUGAGCAUGACGUUGAGAAAGAUGGAGAGAAUGUAGAUAGCAUUGUUCAGCUUCAAGCCCAGAUUGAGCGUUUGGAAGGAGAGAACACAGACUUUUUAGCAGCUCUGGAGGACGCAAUGGAACAAUACAAGCAGCAGAGUGAUAAGCUGCAGGAGCAACAGGACCUGAUAGCAGAGCUGCAGUGUCAACUUACUACUCCAGGGCUGAGGAGCCUGGGUCUUAACUUGAGGUCACGGCCACACACGGCCCCUAUGGGCUCCAUGCAGCAAAGUCAGAAUGGAUGCACAUACAGACAGAUGAGUCCAGUGUGUGGCCUUGGUAAUGGUCCUGGUGGUGAUCAUGAUGGUAACCUCUAUGAGGAGCAGGAGAUCCUUGAAGGAGCAGAAAUGCUGGACACAGAGGAUGAGAGCAGUCACCCCAACCUCAGCCAGAAUUUAACCUGGAAUAAAAGGGACAUGCUGUCAGGAGGACUAACAGCUGGUGGUAAAGGUCCAGUGUCUCAGCUGCCUCGGCCAGGCCAGCACAUGUGUUUAGCCAGAAAAGCAUCCAACUCCAGUUUCGGAGAUACAUCGGUACGGGAAAGUUUGAAGAGUUUUGAAGGCGUUUCAGAGUGGGGUCUGCUUCAGGCGCAGCAGAAGAUCAGGGAGCUGUCUGUGACCAUUCGCAUGAAGGAAGAACUCAUCAAGGAGCUAGUCAAAACAGGUAAGGAUGCUCAGGCCCUGAACAGGCAGUACAGCCAUAAGAUCACGGCUCUGGAGAGUGAGGCUGUGCAGGCCCGGCAGGAGCUGCAGGAAGCCCAACGACAGCUGCAAGAUCUGGAGAAACAAGAGCGAGAGAUCAGCGCAACAGACAAGACGAGAGCACAGGAAUGUCGCCAGAAAAUAGCUGCUGCUCAGAGCAAAGUUCAGGUUCUAAGUCAACGUCAGAGGGAUACUGCUCGUCUAGCUAACCUGCCAGCACAGAACGAACGUCGCGUGCUAGAGCUGGAGCGCAGCGUCCAGUCGAUGAGGCAGCAGCAGGAGCAGCUGCAGAAGCGACUGCGCCAGGAAAGUCAGCAGAAACGACGUCUGGAGACCGAGAUGCAACGAAGAACUCACAGAGUCAAGGAGCUUGAAAUAAAGAAUGAGCAGCAGCAGAAGAUCCUGAAGAUAAAAACCGAGGAGAUCGCUGCCUUCCAGAGGCAGAGACGCAGUGGCAGUAACGGCUCAGUCAUCUCCUUGGAAGAGCAACAGAAGAUUGAAGAACAAAAACGCUGGCUGGAUGAGGAAAUGGAGCGGGUUCUGGACCAGAGGAGAGGACUAGAAGAUCUGGAAGGGGAACUGACUAAACGAGAGACAAUCCUGGCCAAGAAAGAAGCCCUGCUGCAGGAACGCAGUGGACUGGAGAUCAAGCGGCUCCGCUCCAGUCAGGCCCUUAGUAAGGACCUGGUGACACUUAGCGGGCGAAUUGAGUCGCUUGAGCGAGAGUUGAGCGAGAGGAACGGCCUCCUUCGCAGUAGCAGCGCUCAGGACUCCGAACAGAUCCGCCAAGAGAUCUCCAACCUGCGCCAAGAGAAAGAUUCACUGCUUAAGCAACGAGUUGAGCUGGAUGAUAAGCUGCGGCAGGGUAACCUGCUCUCACCUGAGGAGGAGCGAACGCUUUUCCAGUUGGACGAGGCGAUUGAGGCUCUGGAUGCAGCAAUAGAGUACAAGAAUGAGGCCAUCACUCAAAGACAGAGACAGCUGAGGGCUUCUGCCAGUAUGCUCUCCCAGUGGGAGAUGAACCUCAUGGCCAAACUCAGUUACCUGUCCGCCUCUGAGACCAGAGCCCUGCUGUGCAAGUACUUUGACAAGGUGGUGUCUCUGCGUGAGGAAGAACGCAAGCUGCAACUAGCCCUGGCUGAGCUGGAAAUGCAGCUGGACGAGCAGCAGAAGCUGGUGCAGUGGUUGGAGAACGCCCUCGAUCGCACACAACUCGACACAGAUCGCCGGCUCACGCAGCAGCAGAAGGAACACGAGAGGAGUGUUCAGCUCUUACUGCAGCAGUGUCGAGAGCAAAUAGACGAGGGCUUCGCAGGAAGGCAGCGACAGUAUGAGGGAUGGAUCCAUAACCUCAGCCAGGAGCUUAACCACUAUAAGGCUGCUAAUGUGGAACUAAGCCACAAACUGAGGGAGCUCUGUGGUUCAGGCAGCCAGCCAAAGGAGCACGCUAAAGCAGGCGUCGGCAGCAUGGAGAGGCUGACUCGCUGCUCUGAGGACAGCCCAGGAGUCAGAGGCGUGGGGCAACCCGACAAACCUCCCAGGUCUCGAGAGGAAAUGCGUGAGCUGGUGAAUACCCCACUCCCGUCCACGUGGAGACGCUCUUCUCUCCCAAUGGAGGAACCUGCUGUCAUGGAGGAGCUGUGGCUUCGAGCAGCUGGAGAUGUUCCUAUUAACCGUGUAGUUCAGACUGGAACGGGGUCCUGGGGUGGGCAGACGCCGCUGCCUGUGGUCAAAUCUCGCAGAGAGUCACGUCGGCCCAGCCUCAACAUGGGACCACUGGCCUCAAACAAUGCAUUAAUUGAUGUUCGGAAGAACCCUGUCUGAAAAUCAAUGUUUUGUUUCUUUAAGACCAAUCACACAAUUUUUAGUUUUUAUCCUUUCUUUUUGUUUGUUUUUUUUAUAUUAAAAUCUUUAUACUUGUAUAUAAAGUUUUGUAGUAUAAAAAAAAAUUACAUCCACUGAUUUUUACAUGAAGCACUUUCACUGAGGUCAAUUGUAUGAUUCCAUUUCAUACAGUAACUGGUAGGUUUAUGGUCUUAACAACCAUGAAAGUCAGUAAGAUACAAUUUUAGGUUCUCUUACUCUUUAAUUAUACAUCUUUUGACUUUUACAAUAUUUUAUAUUAAAUUGUUUUUGCCUGCCACACUCAUCUGGCUUGUGUUUCCAUUUGCAAACAAAAAAGCAAACAGAGGAAUUAUUUUUUUAAUCUAUUUCAGUAUUAUAUUUUAGUUAAGUAGGGUCACCAUAGGGAGACAGACAUGGGACGUCAAUCUAACAGUUUUCAAACAAAUUUAAAAAUUUCCAAAUAAAAAACCAAACACGCAGACAUGACACACAUGAGUAUAUCAUUAUUUCUAAUGUCCAUCCAUAGAAGCCCAUAAAAAAAAGUCUGUCCCUAUAACCACUAAAUUCUUCAGUAUCAAAGUCACCCAGUGACAGAUCUCUAUACACCCAUGAGUACGAGAAAAGAAACUGAUAAUAGCUAAUUUGGCAGAAUGAAAUCAUGUUAUUUGCCAAAAAGUAAACAAAUAUUGGCAAUAAAAGUGAGAAAACCAUGACUUCAAAACCUGGUUUAUAAUGUCGGUUAAAAAAAAGGCCAAGUAUCACUGUUACCACUAUUUAGCCUAAUGGUUAAUGUUGACCAAUUGACAGAAGUUAAGGAAAUAUAAACUUUUUAUUUAUACAUACUGUAGGCUUCCUCCAUUGGCUUUACCAAAAUCAAUCCUAAUCUCUUAAUUUCGUGAGUAAUUGAUACACAGUGUAAACAAUUUAUAUCUGUGAGAUGGGUGUGUGGACACAAUCUGAGCUCUAGAGGGGGACACAUCCUCAGUCCUCACAUCUGUCAUUUCAUCGGAGUCUCUUGAGGGACACUUGGAUUCAGUGUUUGAAAAAAACCUUUAAAGAAAGACAGAUUAAUAUAAAUGAUUACUAUUUUUUAAAGAAGCUGAUUCAAAGUAUGUUUACCAAUUAUUUAAGAAAUACAUACAUAAAUACAUUAAAUAUACACCACCCCAGUGGUGUGGGAAGAGCCACUCGGAGGAUCACGAGGCCCUCAAAUCAUUGAAACUGCACAGAAUAGCAGCAUGAAAUAUCCUGGGACAGAGAUGAUGGGGGAACAGUCCAAUGAAUAAUCCAAUGAAACAUGAAUCCUUGCGAGGUUCUUGCAACCUGAGCUCAACACAAAACAUAAAAUUCCAAACUACUUCAAUUUGUCCAGAAAGCAAACAACAACUCACCAUGUACUUGGCAGUUGAAUAACGGGGGAACUUUUAAUCAUUCAGUGUUGCUGCAGAGCACAGUCCUAAUGCGAGGGUGUUCAUCUUUGUUCCCUAUACCAGUCAGGAUGUGUGAUCACACACACAGCUGGAAUCUGUGAUGUGCUGUGACAUUAAGCGACGCAACAAUGAAAGAGAACAUCAUGUAAAAGCAGGGAAGUAUUUAAUGAUGUAUGGCAAUUUAUGUUGUCCAACAUGUUUGCUAUAGGUCUUAUGAAUAAAACUCCAUUUUUGUCUG